This is a messenger RNA of Eleginops maclovinus (Patagonian blennie), 6587 nucleotides long. Its product is annotated as synaptopodin. Gene Ontology annotation, biological process: positive regulation of actin filament bundle assembly. The coding region runs from base 1263 to 4799 and encodes 1178 amino acids. Gene Ontology annotation, molecular function: actin binding. The transcript has 4 exons. The record is from RefSeq and is a predicted model, not a curated record. Lineage: Eukaryota; Metazoa; Chordata; Actinopteri; Perciformes; Eleginopidae. Gene Ontology annotation, cellular component: nucleus; Z disc; actin cytoskeleton.
GUCCUGGGAUUUUAUCUGUCGAUGUGAUUGAACUGUGAUUGCAGCACACUUUGUCACCUGCAGCCCAUUAUAAUUAUCUUUAAAGGGAUGGUUUUGCAUACAAAAUGGACAUGGAGAGGAAUUAGAUCAAACACACCAGCCUUUCAUCCUUUUGUCUACAGCUGAAGCUUGGUCCACCACCAAAAAACGUUUUUUUUACAGACUGAACAAUCAGAACAACGAUGUUUUCUACAAGGAGCCAAAUAAACCAACAACAAUCUGAAUGGUGGAGCUGCUGACCGCAGAAUUACUGUAUUCAUGACAAUUUCUUAGUCUUAGUGUGCUGUUGCAUUUCAGUAUUAAUCGAAACUACCCUCAGAAGAAAUAAGAACCUUCCUUUUCACUUGUGGUUUUGUGAAUACUAAAGAACAAAAUUGAUUAUCCUGUCCUCAGAGGCUGUGUCUGGCUUUUAUCUGUUAUAUAAAACACAGAACACCAGAGUUGAGCAACUUUAGUUGAAUACAUUGUAGCUCUGAAUACAAACAUGUUUCUGGACUGACCUUUCCCGAAUUAAAUCUUAUUCCUUGCAUGCAUCUAACAGCAGGAAGCUGACAUAUACACAGUUCCCCUUCACGUCACUGUGGAGUUAUGAUCUCCAAGAUAAAGGGCAGAUCCUUUUCUCUGAAAGAAAAAUAAUCUGCGGGCUGGAGAUUGCGAUGCAGACGAAAAGCAUGUUUUGGUGACCAAAAUAGCAGAGGAGGAAGAGCGACGUCUGAGAGAGAAAAAAAAGGAGUAUUAGAGAGAUGCAAAUAGAGAAAGUGAACUGUUUCUCAGCCCUCUCUGCCAGAUUUUCAACAGAGCGCAACAAACUUGUGCAAUUUUCGUGGCAGUUGUCCAUGGGAACUUAUUCAAGGCAUAUCGGAGCUGACCCUCCUAGGAGGUUCUGUUAGAUAAAGAAUAAUACUUUAUGAAGACCAAAGUAAGAGAGCACUUUCACCCAAAUUUCAGCAGACUACAAGACAACUUUUGGAUUAUAGCUGGAAAAGGACCGGAAGCAGCCACUUGGAAAACUGAGCUACUCCUUUCCUUGUCCUUCUUUCUCUGUGUUUCCUCAUGUAAUGUAUUCACUGCCUGCCAGUAAGUACUAAAGUUCCAUCUUCCAACUGGACCACGGUUUCAUCUUAUCAGGAGAGAGGAUUGAGCUAACUGGAACGAAACUCUCACAUAUUGCCCUGCCAAAGGCUUUUGUUUUUGCUGCAGCUGAUCAUUUUACCGCGGGUAACAUGGAGAUGGACAAGGGACAUACGUCUAUCCGGAGAGGAGUGAGCUGGAGUCCAGGAGGAUUGAGGAAACCUCUCCAGGCAACCCAAAACACUCCUGGGACUGAGUGCAAUGCAUCAUGGGAUACUACAGGAUUCAACAAAGAACAGAUGAGCCGGAAAACAAAUCUGACAAGGAGUGCCAGUUUGUCAGAGAAGGAGCUAAAGGAAGCCCGUGUCAGGAGUCAGAUCAUCGCUGCUCAGCUCACCGUCCCUUCAAACUCCAGCUCCAGAGGUGUGCAGCUCUUCAACCGGCGCAAGCAAAGGGUCAGCGCUUUUACACUCGAAAGCUGUGGAGAGGGGUCAGCGGGUGACGGGCCUGAGAAUGUGAAGACAGACACCUCUACUAACAAAAUAACAUGGGCAGAGAAGAGCACUGAAGAAAAGGACAGAGACCUGAACUUUAAGAACAGCAAGCCACUCUUGUCACCACCUGGUAGGGUACAUUCGGUAGGUGAUAUCAUGGAGGAACCAGGUAAAGAUUUCUACAAGGAAGACAACAUGGAAGACAGUGUUAUCCAAGAGAGACAUUUCCUCCCUGUCAAGGAAGAGCAGGAGGAAGAGGAAGAGGCAACAGAUAAACUCGCAGAGGAGCUUGAGGACAAAGUCAAGGAUGAGAUUCCCCCUGGAAGUAAUAAUACUGAUCCAGUUGUGAUGAGACAGGCUGAGUGCGAGGCAGAGAUAAAUGAGGGCCAUACAGGGCCAGCUCCCCCUGGAAAGCUUCAUAAUGGCUGCCGCAGUGCCUCUGGACCUGAGAGGGUUUCUGUUCCAACAACCAAGCAGACUAACACCACCACCAAUCGAACUGCCAGGCCUUUUUUCUCUCCACUGACAGUGCAGUCACCAAAGUCCUCCAGCCCCGUCAUGGACAUUCCCCCUCCUCCUUCUUACGACACUCCUCCCCUCCCUGUUUACACUGCUCCUCAACCUUCGGCGUUCUCACCUCUGCCUCCGCCCCCAUCAUAUCCCACACCUCCUCUGCCGGCCUUUACAAAUCAGCCUCCACCAAACUACUACUCCAGUCCCGCUCUGAUGUCUCCUGUCUUGUCUCCUCCACCCCCCCAGUUCCCGGUGUCUUCUGUCGCUCAGUUCCCACCCAUGCCCCAUUAUGGCCCUCCAAAAGUCCCAAAACCCUCCACAUUUGUUCCUCAGCCUGCUCGAGAGAAAGCUAAAACACCGAUCAAAACGGGAAUACUUGAGGAGGGUGCCGCUAGAAGAGGGAAUAGGAAGUCAAUGUUCACCUUCAAAGAGAAGAUAGUGGUAGCUCCGAACCCUGAGCUUCUCUCUCUGGUGCAGGGGGUGGAUGAAAGGAAGAAACAUGGACAUAAAUCUAUGCCUGAGCCAGCAUCUGAGGAAGAGUUGCUGGCACUGGGUGCUGAGGCCUCCAACUUCCUCGCCAAGGAUGAAGACAGGGCAGAAGAGGAAAUAGCUCCAGAGUGGGCUUCCUGCCUCAAGGCCUCCAGUACCCGUCCAAGGGCAGAGCAUGUGCCAGAUCAUAGCCUCACCAAUGUAUCAGGAAAGGGGGCUGAGCUGUUUGCAAAGCGACAGUCCAGGAUGGAGAAAUAUGUGAUUGAGAAGCAAAAUUUGGGACAAAUGAGGUCUCCUUCUCCGACUAUGUCUCUGCCACCAUCUUGGGUGUACCCAGCAAACAUGCCUGGCAGGGUGAGAGCCAUUGCUAAAAAUUCUGACAUGGGGGCUGAGCUUUCAGAAAAACUAAAGGCCCAACAAGCAGUCCAGCAGAAACCGAGACAGAAAGCUCCAGAACCAGAGCCAAUCCCAGAGCCUCCAUUAGAAAAUGGUUGCUCCAAGAUAGAGAUGGACUUGUCAAGGCACCGGCCCUACCAGCUUUCCUCUUCACUGUUCAUCUUUAACCCAGUCAAGGACCCCCUUAGUACCUUACCCAAAGCAGCACCUCAGUCCAAGAACCUGAUUUCAAACCAGCCUUUCUCUAGACAGACUUCCUUACCUCAUAACCCUCCUUCUCACUUCCAUACGCAGAGUAUGUCGCCACAGCUGCCCCUCAGCCCUACCAGAAGAGAAGCUGAAUAUCCACCAAAUCCAUCCUAUGGGCAGCCAAGGAUCAGCUCCCCUAUGUCGGCCUUCUCUCCAGAGCGGGUCUCCUCUCCUCGGUCAGGCGUCCAGGCACCAAGGCCCAUGUUUUCUGCAAAGAAGGCAGGGAUUGCACCACAGACACCAAAGGAUUCCUCACCAGUUGAAACCCGCAUUCAGACUCCAACACCUUCCAGGACGCCCAGCCUCACCAGACGUUUCAGCAGCCCAGAGGGCCCUACACCUGGGACCUGGGCUCCCAGCCUUCAAACUAACCGGCCCUCCACUGCUGUCUCUAGCGGCUCAGUAACUUCCCCUGUAUCCUCUACCAGAGGUACCAGAUGCCAAUCCCCUGUGGCCAGUCAGAAUAUCCAAUGUUCAACAGUAACCUCCAGUAUAACACCCAGAACCUCUCAAACAUUUACAGCCACCUCUUCACGCUCUUCUCCUUGGGGUUCAAGAAGUCAGUCCCCAAUGGUUAGCCAGAAUACACAGUCUUCCAGCAUCACCUCUAUUCCUAGUUAUAGACCAUCCCAAACACCCACAACUACUUCCCCUCUUUAUCCUCCUUGGGGUUCAAGAUGCCAGUCCCCAAUGAUAAACCAGUGUCCACAGUCUUCCACUGUAUCCUCUACGUUCAAACCAACCCAAACAUCUACAGCUGCAUCACCACACUCUCCUCCUUGGGGGUCAAGGUGCCAGUCCCCUAUGAUGAGCCAAAAUACAAUUUCCCAUGUUCCUACUUCCAGACCCUCCCAAGCAUCUACAGCUACAUCCCCACGCUCCCCUCCUUGGGGUUCAGGGUGCCAGUCCCCCAUGGUGAGCCAAAAAAGUCAUUCUUCUGCAAUUUCAUUUGUUCCUACAGCUAGACCAACCCAAACAUUGACAGCCACCUCUCCUGUUUCUCCUCCGUGGAGCUCACGUUCCCAGUCUCCUGCACUCUCUCAGACUAGUUUAUCCUUCUCUGCCACUAAACCUCUGCACACAAUUUCUGCAACCUCUCCUAUUUCCCCACCCAAAGACAGUCGCUGCAUGUCCCCCAUUGUUGAUAACCCAGACUCUAAAGCCAACCAUCGCCUCCUGGCCAAGAACAUCAUCAAUGCGGCGAAACGUAAAAACAGCCCAUCCCCUAGAGCAUUGAGUGGCCACAGCCUCCCCAUCUCACCACUGGGAAAUUCUCACCAUGGCUACGACUGUAAUAAACCACCCAUCAGUCCUUUCCAGUCACGGGCAUUUGGGGCCCAGUCCCCUACCUUCACCAGCCCUCCUCCAACCCCAUCACAGAGGAUCUGUUCACCUGUGAGGCUCUACAACACUCGCUCCCUCACCGACUCUGAUGCUUCUGUUGAAUCUGAAGACUCAGGCCUGCGAUCGCACUCCUACAACACCUGUCCCCGUGGCUGGGGCGGCAGCCUGAGGGUGAAGAGAGGCACCGUCUCCACAGACCUGUGAGGGUAUUUUUGGAAGGGAAUUAAAGCAUGAUUUAAGUUUUCAUAGAUUUUUGGGGCAUUGUGUUAAAUUGUUUCUUAUGGCGCAUCAUUAUACUUUUCCUUUGAAGAUAACUUUCUAUAACUUUGCAUACUGAUCCUUGACAAUGGUAAAUAUUUUAUUAAGGUAGAAUUAGUACUUUAUAUGACUCACAUUCAAAGUACGUACUGACAAGGACAAGCUUUUUACAUAACCCAGUUGCUGUGGCGUGUACGCUUCUUACAUACCAAAAAGACUUAAAAUAGAGUAACCAAAGAUAUUUGAAUUCACUUCAAACAAUAUUAUUCCUUUUUACACAAAACAUACAUGCACACUGUUCCAGUUAAAUUGUGUAUAAUUAAAUCGUUUUUAAUGUUAUAAAUAAGAUAUCAUUAUGUUUGCUGGUGUGACGCAAGUCAAAAUCGAAUGAGACUUAAAGAAUUGUAAGAUAUAGAAAGGACACAUGGAAUGAAUAAUGUAUAAAUAUUUAGCUGACAAAAGCACAGUAGUGAGUGGUACACAUGCUAAUCACAUUAUCAUACAGGGUCACAGUAUUCACCACAGUUUAUUAUCCAUUUUAAUCAAUGGGAAAUAACUCAUAAGCAUAAUUAUCGCAGUGCAAUAAUCAAUUUAACACAGCGAAUGUUAUGUAUGUUAUAUGUUGAUUUAUGUACUGCAUUUGCUCAAAUGAAUGUAAGUUUUACUGACAGAUUGAGGGGGAAUGACGAGGAGAUGAAGAGACGAAGAGUUAUGUGGAGGUUGGGGCAUUGACGCACAUGUUCAAUCAAGCACUGUUUCCCUGAUUCAGGACAAAAAAAUAUUCCAAAGAUUCCCUAUUCCCUAAUGUUAAAACAUUGAUGAUGAUCAAUUCAAUAAACAAAUAUUAGCGGUCAAAUUGCAAAUGUAAUGGCAUAUUGAUUGUAAUAGCCGCAUUGGAGAUUGAUGUUUUGUUUAUGUCAUGGGGAACCUUUAAACAUGUUCUGUGCCUGUACUUAUUGUACAAAGUGCCUGUUUGGAUGAACAAAUGCGUAUGUUAGAAAAGGUAUAACAAAUUGUUGUUAAAAGGUGAGAAGAAUGUUGUAUGUUGUGAAAUAAUAAUCUAAGUGUUUGUUAGGAAAUGAUAAGAUGAAUGGAUUGUAUUUUAAAUACAUACAUGUCUCUAAUGUACAUUCUCUUUUACUUCUAAAGUUUCUUUUUAUCAUUGAUUUGCACUUCUGUUCAUUCCAUUUCAAUGGCUCAAUUGGCAUUAUGAAAACGUGAUUUUCUCAAUCAAACAGGUGUCAUUCACAACAGAAAUAGCAAAUACAUUUUAUUUUGUAAAAGCACAAACAUAUGCUGACAAGAUGGUGACAAUUAGUUGUAAACCUGACUGCUGCCUUCAAACGACAUCUGGCUUUUUGUUUACACCAUUCGCACAUUGCCCUAUCCCGUACCAUCACACACACAACAGAUCAGUCUUCACUCUCUGACAUGUAGGCCAAAAGCAUCAGCACAUUUAUAAAUAUUUACUUCUGUGUGUCUUUUUGAGUGGCAGGGACACCUGCUACACAUUGACCUGGCUCUUUCAGCAGGAUUAAGCCUAUUACUGUCAUGGAUAGCUUUCAACUUGGGUCACCUCUGUACCAACCAAACACCGCCAGCAUCCUCAGACACAGAACAUAAUCAUUACGUUAUUACAUUAUGUUUUUCAUUUAAAUGCAGCUCAUUUUUCUUUCAUUUCAUAACAGUAUGAUGUCUGAAAAUAAAUGCAAAUAAAAAGUAAUGACACACUAA